AACAGCCAAUACCGUCAAAGUCAACAAACAUCACCACUGCUUUUCCUUUCAUAAUAUUCAUUAUUUACUGUAUAAUCAUUAGUCAUUACUCAUUCGGUGGUUCAAUUCGCCGUGUUGUCGCGCAUUGCGCAAUAACAAUUAGUUAUUAUUAUUUUUUUUUUUUUGUACAUAUUAUAUUGUAAGUUAUUUUAACAUAGCGUUACCCUUUGGGUCACUUAUACACUGUAUAGUACAUUUAAUUAACCUGUAGUAAUUUAACACCGAAUUAGUGUAAUACCUCUAACAUAAUCGUGUAAUUUAUUAUUUAAUAAUAAAUAAAUUGUGAUAAACAUUCACCUAAGUAGGCAAUCUGAUUAAAGUUUGAUUUUAUUCAUUCUACAAACGAUAUUUCCACUUUUUAUUUACGCUAUAAGUGAAGUCAAUUGUUUUGCUGUCAUCACAACUGUCAAAAUGGGUAUAACUAAGAGGCCUGCUAGCAAUUGCAGUGAUGAAAUACUUGCAGUCGAUAUAGAUGAACUUGUUGAUAAUACGGUUUACUCUACUUCCAACUCUGAUACCAGUGAUGAAUCAGACUAUGAAAUGAUGAUACCGCCACCCGUAACCAUAAUUGAUUAUUCAGCAUUCUACAGAGAUCUCUGCCCUGAAUUAAGGAUUUCCUACAAUAAUGAUAACUCAGAUGCUGAUAAUAAACCUGUAUCACAUAAGAAAAAAAAUAUUUCUCAAAUGGGACGCAAGAAAGCAAAUCGUGCACAAAAUGAAAAUUUUCUUCUAUCUUUGAGUGAUGAACUUGAAGAUGAUAUAUUUUGUAAUGACAACAAAAAUGGAUUCACCAAAGCAAUCAACAGGCUUUCGACUCGGCCCGACUUGAAAGAAUCAUUUAUUGAAGGAAAUGAUGAGCUUGUACUAACAAAACGUAACAAAGGUUCUGCUGCCGAAAAUAAUGCUGAAAAAAAGUCAAAACGAAGCAUUCGCCCAGAUUUGGCAUUUAAAAAUCUGACUACAUCACAAAAAUCCCUCUUCAAACAGAAAAGUUUACCUUUUGCUGCUAUAGAUCAUUUGGAAACCGAGGUUGUCCGAUAUUUCUCGCUUGUACCGAAAGGCAUUUACACAUCAGCACCAUUGCCAAGUUACAACAGAAUGCUGCUGCAUAGUAUUGUCCGUUACUAUUCUUUGGAUGCCAUGAGUGUAAAUAGCCGUGGUCGACGUGCCCAGAAAAUUGUACAAGUACGCAACAGUCGUUUUGACGAUUUUAAACCACCUCGUAUGAGCCUGUUAAAAUACAUAUCAAGUCUUAAUAACAAUUGUUAAAUAACAAAUUGCCAUCAUCAUUGGAUCCAAUAAAUAUUUGCUAAUAGGCGUUUUUCGUUCAGCUUAUUAUAAUAUAAUAUAUUAUAUGAGUUUUAUAUCUUGUUUUCUUGCAUAAUUUUCACGUUUGUUAUAUUUAUUAAAUUAUAAUUUAUAACUUUAGAUAUAUUUGAGUAGCAUGUAUAUGAUUU
Messenger RNA from Rhopalosiphum maidis (corn leaf aphid), 1496 nucleotides. RefSeq names its product R3H domain-containing protein 4-like. The coding region runs from base 451 to 1308 and encodes 285 amino acids. Gene Ontology annotation, molecular function: nucleic acid binding. The record is from RefSeq and is a predicted model, not a curated record. The transcript has 7 exons. NCBI's taxonomy places the organism in Eukaryota, Metazoa, Arthropoda, Insecta, Hemiptera, Aphididae.